UUGAUGUUUUUCCACAUGUGAAGGUGUGGUCUCGGGCUUUAAAACUGUUCUCAUAUUCAGGAGGCUAAAAACGUCCAACACAUAAACGCUCAGAACAACAAGAGAGAAGCGACUUGCCGAACAGCCGAAGAUCUCAAGAUGCUGAGCUUCAGUCCUUGUCAGCACAGAUACGUCGAAAGCCGCGGCGGGAGGAGCCCGCAGUGCACCCUCACUUUCGCCGCGCUGCUGCUGCUUGUGUCCGCGCUGCCUGCCUGCAGAGGUGUUCCAGUAUUGUCACCCCAAGGACUACAGGGAGAACAGGAAAUGCAAGACUGGAAUGAGAUUGAGGACGUGUGCUCAUCUUUUCUCUCAGUAGAUUCCCAGUCUCAGGCAUCGUCUGCACUUGAUGAACUGUGUUACCUGCUCAUGGGAAUCGUUCACAAAACUCAGGAUACAAAACCAAAAGAUCACGCCAAAAGGUUCUUAUUUCAUUAUUCUAAGACCCACGACUCAGGCAACUCAGACAUUGUGUCGUCUGUUCUGCAUCCUUUGCUGCAACUUGUCCCCCAGCUCCAUGUGAGAAGGAUGAGGAGAUUCAGAAGUGACGAUGAUCUUCAAGGACCUGCAGGAAUUCAAAGCCGAGGAUACUUCUUGUUUAGGCCAAGAAAUGGAAGAAGAUCAACAGUUCUUUCCUAGGAGAGUUAUGUCCAGAUAUUUAUGGCAGUGGAUAAGCCAUCCAUGUAUCCAGGGCAGCAUUUCCCUUUUGAAAUGAACCUUGCAACUUUUAUUGUUCUUUAGAAGUCUCCUUUAUUAUUUUUUGAAUGUAUUCAGACUGAAAUAAAUUAAUUUUGAUUAAAGCAGGGUUUGUUUAAACAUCAUCUGUAAUUUAAAUUAAGAAGUUUCUUUACUGGUAUAAUUCCAGUCUAAUUCUCUUGUUUUUUUUCUAAAAAAGAAACUUCAGGGGUGUGUGUGCAUGCAGUUUUCACUGUUUCAUACAACUGUAAAGUGUACAAUAUGUGAUGUAAAAGGAAAUUCACACUUAUUACCUGUUACAUCUAAUAUGUUGUGUUGCAUUUUGUACCUGUCACUUUUGGAAAAAGUAUUAAAGAAAACUGUGUUUGGUCUAAAGAUGA
Polypterus senegalus (gray bichir) is the source of this 1112-nucleotide messenger RNA. It is a transcript of the gene nmu, whose product is annotated as neuromedin U. Gene Ontology annotation, molecular function: neuromedin U receptor binding. Lineage: Eukaryota; Metazoa; Chordata; Cladistia; Polypteriformes; Polypteridae. The transcript has 10 exons. Bases 139 to 675 code for a protein of 178 amino acids. Gene Ontology annotation, biological process: regulation of smooth muscle contraction. The record is from RefSeq and is a predicted model, not a curated record.